Saccostrea echinata is the source of this 2425-nucleotide messenger RNA. RefSeq names its product bifunctional arginine demethylase and lysyl-hydroxylase JMJD6-like. The transcript is spliced from 9 exons. The coding region runs from base 89 to 1420 and encodes 443 amino acids. Gene Ontology annotation, biological process: phagocytosis. Gene Ontology annotation, cellular component: nucleus; cytoplasm. Lineage: Eukaryota; Metazoa; Mollusca; Bivalvia; Ostreida; Ostreidae. Gene Ontology annotation, molecular function: P-TEFb complex binding; histone H4R3 demethylase activity. The record is from RefSeq and is a predicted model, not a curated record.
AUUUUGAGAAAGGGAAUUUGGAGGACUUUAACUCUGUUUAUUUGUAAUUUCUCGGUAAUGAAAGGCUACUGAUUUAAAUUUUACUUGUAUGGACAACAGGGCAAGAAAAAGAAUUAGAGAAGCGCAAUCCAAAGCCAGACCAGAGCUUGACAGAAUACCAGAUGGAUGGUGUCAGUUUCAGUAUGCCAAUACAUUUGAUUUGAGUCAUGCCACAGUACAUGACAAUGUGGAGAGAGUUGAUGCAAGGUUCACAUCAAAGGAGGAGUUUGUGGAAAAGUAUGAACGACCUUAUAAACCAGUGGUUGUAACAAAUGCUCAGAUAGAAUGGGGAGCGGUCAAAAAAUGGACAGAGAGGAGGCUGUCAAAGAAGUAUCGUAACCAACGGUUUAAAUGUGGGGAGGACGAUGAAGGGUAUUCUGUGAAGCUAAAGAUGAAGUACUUUGUGGAAUACAUGGAUGAAAACACAGAUGACAGCCCACUUUAUAUAUUUGACAGUAGUUAUGGAGAGCAUCACAAGCGUAAGAAACUCCUAGAGGAUUAUGCAGUACCAGACUAUUUCCAAGAUGAUCUCUUCCAAUACGCAGGGGAAAGACGACGUCCUCCUUAUCGCUGGUUUGUGAUGGGACCUGCCCGAUCCGGGACAGGAAUUCACAUUGACCCUUUGGGAACAAGUGCCUGGAAUGCCCUGGUGUCUGGACAUAAAAGGUGGUGCUUACUGCCUACCAACACCCCAAAGGAACUGGUGAAGCCCCGCCCAGGGGAAGGAGGGAAACAGAGAGAUGAGGCUAUAACGUGGUUUAAGUAUGUUUACCCCAGAAUUAAGGACCCUUCCUGGCCCAAGGAGUAUGCCCCACUGGAGAUUCUUCAGCGGCCAGGGGAGACCGUGUUUGUUCCUGGAGGGUGGUGGCAUGUUGUGCUGAAUCUAGACAGUACAAUAGCUGUCACCCAGAACUUUUCUAGUGUUGUGAACUUUCCAAUAGUGUGGCAUAAAACCGUUCGAGGGAGACCGAAGCUGUCCAAAAAGUGGUACAAAGUUCUCAAGAAAGAGCGUCCAGAAGUUGCUGCCAUUGCUGAUAAAGUAGAUCUGAACAAACCGACUGGAUUUAACUCGGACAGUUCAAGUUCUGGUUCAUCAAGUUCCAGCUCCAGUGAGUGCAGCACCUGUGAGAGUUCAGACUCGGAGGAAGAAAAGCAGAAAUCAAAAACUAAAAGACGGAGAACUAGCAAACAGAGAUCAAUGACUCCCAAUGGCAGCCAUCGCAGACGGUCUUCGUCUUCCUCCGGUGAAGAGGGCCAGAAAACAAGUAAAAAGACAUUGUUGACCCCUAACGGCAGCCAACGUAGACGAUCAUCGUCUUCCUCGAGUGAUGAGGGACAUAGUCAUCGCAGCAUUUCCAGUACUCCAAAAAACUGUAGAUGAUGAUAGCUGACUUAGGCACUCAUAGCAGCAGAAAUUUUUUACUGAAACCAUGAUACACCAAACCAAACCUUUAACUGAGUAAUAUCGAAGUGAUUUACAUUAGUAGUGUAUUAAUGUUUCUGUAUUGAGAUGCAUUCUGUAUUAAGAUUACUGAGAAAUUUUGAUAAGAGUUGGCUAGAAAACGCUUCCCCUUUAUGAUUAGAGAACUGCUUUAUGACUGAAAGACAAGAAUAUUUCUUCCUUACAUGGAUUAAUUGUAGGUGACGUGGAAAAUUUUCCGUGUCUGCUGUAAUUUGUAAAACCCAAGCCAGAGUUAGUGUUCAUUCUUCUUUUCAAUCAGAAUUUAGCUGUACAUAUACUUCGUGUUUAAUCAUCAAAUUUCCAUUCACUGUACAUUCAUGAUAAUUGAAAGUUUAUACACAUCAUUUUGAUCAUGUUAUUUCUUUGGAAUUCUAUUCAGAGAAGCUCUUGUUUAGGUCUUUGGUGUAUAUUUGUUUUGCAUAUUUUCUUUUAUAAGUGAUAAUUGUAGAUUUGUAAUCAAAAUACAAAAUGUCAUUGUUUUCUCAAUUUGAAAAAUCGAAAUGGGCGGUCGCUUAUUCCCCAGGUUGUUAUUUUUUUUUUUUUAAACAGGAGUACAUGUACUACAAAAAAAGUUAAUGAUCAGGCUAUCCAGAGGUAUUAAGUCCUCUUUGUAUUGCUUAGCUUGAUUCAAGGAGGGGAAUCUCUCGAGAUAAUUUUCAAGAGUUAUCUUUCUUUUUCCAUUGUCCGCGAAGAGGGGGUGAGCAUGUGAAGAGGGGGUGAGCAUGUGAACUAUGUAGUGUAUUUCACUGGUCAUAUAUUAACUGAAUUCAAGAAAGAGCAUAUUUGUAUAACAUGAUAUCAGUAUUGAUUAUUGACCUGAGAUAUAAAUUGAUGAAAUGACUAAAAAUGAAGUCGGGCUUUAUUUGGAAGAAAUGGAUCGUGUACAAAUUUAUUUUCCCUUGAAUUAAAAAGAUUUUUACCGUU